Molecule: messenger RNA, 2583 nt
Organism: Hansenula ciferrii
Lineage: Eukaryota; Fungi; Ascomycota; Saccharomycetes; Phaffomycetales; Wickerhamomycetaceae
Gene: HIR2
Product: Hir2p
Exons: 1
Coding region: 1-2583 (860 amino acids)
Biological process (GO): chromatin remodeling; DNA-templated transcription; regulation of DNA-templated transcription
Cellular component (GO): HIR complex; nucleus
Molecular function (GO): protein binding; nucleosome binding
Source: RefSeq, a predicted model, not a curated record
AUGAGAAUUCUUAGGGUCCCAUCUGUUAAUAGAAAGAUUAAAAUCAAUUCAUUAUCUAUCCAUCAAGAUUCAAAUACUUUAGCUAGUGCUGUUAAUGAUGGAAUAAUACAAUUAUGGGAUUCUAAAACAUUAAUUGAUGUCACUGCAUUAGAAUCUCCAACUCAAGAAGAUAUCUCCAAAGUGAAACCAAAAGAUUCAAUAAAUAUUCAUGAUGGUAUAGAAAUCCUAAGUAUAAAAUUCAUAAAUGAAUGGUUAAUUAGUGGUGAUAUAAAAGGUAAAGUUUUCAAAACAAAUAUUAAAACAUUAAAAUCUACAUUAUUAUUAGAAUCAACAUCUGCUAUAAAUGAUAUAACAAAUUCUGCAAAUGUUUUAUUCUUCGGGACUUUAAAUAAAAUUUUAUCAUUUGAUUUAGAUACUUCAAAACAAAUGGAUUCAAUACCAUCAAGAUCUGAUGUUCAAAGUAUUUCAGUGGAUCCAACAAACUCUUAUCUCAUGUCCAUAGGUUUUAAUCGUCAAUUAUCCAUAUAUCAUUUCACUCAUUUCCAAAAUCAAAUUUUAUACAAGAAAUUACCAACUGGUAAUCAAAAUUUAUCAUCAAUUAAUGAAAUUUGUAAAAAUUCUUGGAAUUCAAUUGGUGAUUUAAUUGCAGUGCCAAAUUUUGGUUGUGAUCCUCAAGUAUCCUCAAUAGGGAUCGUAUCAAGACAACAAUGGAAAUCAAAUUAUUCUUUAUAUGGUCAUAAUUGUAAUGUUGUUAAAUUUAAUCCAAAUAUUUAUCAAGAUUCCAAAAAUCAAAUUUUUAAUAUAAUUGCAUCUUCUGGGAUUGAUAAAUCAAUCGCGGUAUGGAAUACAACUCAUCAAAGACCUAUAUUUACAGCUACGGAUGUUUCAGAGAAAACUAUAAAUGAUUUACUUUGGAAUGGAGAUGGGUUAGGACUUUUCGUGGCAACUGAUACUAUUUUAAUUUUCCAAUUUGAUAAUGGUGAAUUAGGUGAUCUUAUAAAUGAAGAUAAAUUAAUUGAAUUAAAGAAAAAAAUUAAUAUUCCAGAUCCUUUAAAACCAAAAGAACCAAAGCCAGAAUCUAUAAUUGAUUCUAAUAAUAAAGAUAAUAAUAAUCAACAACAAAACCAACCAAAACAACCAACUCCUCAAUCAUUAAAACCUUCACCAUCACCACAACCAACAAAAUCAUCAGAUGCCCAAGUAAUACAACAUCCUUUAACAACAAAGACAAAAGAUGGUAAGAAACGUAUAGCUCCAACUUUAAUCUCUACAGUUAAUGGAUCAAAACCAACAUUUACAAAUACUCCACAAAUACCAACAAAUGGGAUCCUAAAUAAUAAUAAUAAUAAUCAUAAUAAUACAACAAUGGAAUUUGAUGAACCUUCAUAUUCUGUACCAAAAGAUUUAAAAAGAAAAGAAGAAUUUGAUUCAGAUCAACAAAAAAAAAGAAGAGAAGUUGAAGCUGUAGAAUUUAUUGGUUCAAUUAUAAUAAAUCCUUCAACUUCUUUUUCCAAAGUAAGAAUAUCAACACCAAAAGCAAGAUCAUUUAUUCAAUUUAAAUCUAUAAAUGAUGAUUCAUUAAUGCUUGAAAUAAGAAAUGGGAAUGGUAAUGAACAAAAACCCACGAAAAUUACAUUAUUUAAAAAUGAAACAAGAACCAUAUUCACUGAUUUCAUUCCAAAACUUGCUGGGUUAGUUGCUGGAGGUGAAGGUUAUUUUUGGGCUGUUUCAACAAUGGAUGGUGUUCUUUAUAUAUAUAGUGAUAGUGGUAGAAGAAUUUUCCCACCUAUAAUCCUAGGUACUCCAUUAAGUUUUUUGGAAAGUAAAGGGAAAUAUUUAUUAGCUGUUACAUCGAUUGGUGAAGUUUUAGCAUGGGAUAUUGAAGCUAAAAAAUCAUUAUUUGAUCCAACUACAUUAUAUCCUAUAUUAUCACGUUCAAAUCCUGAUUUAUUAACAAGAGCUGAAAAUUUAACAUUAUGUGGUAUAUCAUCAUCUGGAACUCCUAUAGUGACAAUAUCAAAUGGGAAUGGUUAUUUAUUUGAUAAAGAUAUGGAAACUUGGACUUUAGUUAGUGAUUCAUGGUGGGCUUUUGGUUCACAAUAUUGGGAUUCAAGAGAUGAUAAAUCAAAUGGUAAUAUUGUUAAUUUAUUAGAAAGGAAAACUAAUGAUGAAAUUGUUAGAAGAGGUAGGGGUAAAUUUUUACAAAAAAUGGCUAAAACAAUGUUGAUGAAGGAAGGUUAUGAAAAUUUAGAAAAAAUUGUAUCAUUAGCACAUUUAGAGAAUAGGAUUUUAAUUUCAAAAAAAUUAAAUGAAUCAACUGAAUUUAAAAAUUAUUUAAUUAUUUAUUGUAAAAGAAUAAGUGAAAUGGAAUUUAAGGCAAAAUUAGUGGAAAUUUUUAAAGAACUUUAUGGACCAGAAAUUAAUCAACAAAAUCAAGAAAAAUGGGAUUCUAAAAUUUUAAAUUUUGAUAAACAUGAAUUAUUGAAAGAAAUUAUCUUUGCAUGUGCAAAUAUAAGAUCUGUUCAAAGAAUUUUGGUUCAAUUUGCUACAUCUUUAGGUAUAUUGGAUCAAAUGACUUUAUGA